AACGAGCGAGAGGAGUCCCAACCGAAAAUCUGGUACUACCAAGAUCGGUAUCAAGAGAGCCCGGCAAAGGAAGUUGAACUUGGGAUGGAUAAUAACGUUUCGUACAGUAGGAUAUACACGACGCCGGAUCUCUCGUUGGUCAUUAAGGAUCUUUCACUUAUCGAUGUGGGUAUUUAUCGAUGUCACGGCAAGGAAGGACAAGAGAAAGAAAAGAAAUAUAAUUACAGAAUCGAACCAAUCCUCAAAGAUAUCGGUCGCGAAUUCGUCGAGGAGGGAAACAUAACUGAAUGGGAGAGAUAUCGCGAGACGUACUUGUGGCCUGUCACUACGCGGUUUGCACUUUCGAGGAUGACGGACCUAGCCGAGAUCCGUGAGGAAGGGGUGACUCUCCAAGUGAUGUCUGAAUGGGCUCCUUGGAGUCCGUGCAAACAAUGCGUAUACGACCGUGGCAUUAAAACCAGCAGGGGCCAUUGCAGACUGAAACGCAGCAUAAAUUCGGCGAGUACAACGAUCGAGAGAAACGACUCGAUCGUUAUACGUUUCUUCGAAAGAUCUCCGAUACUUCCGUGCAAAUCUGCCCUGCUUCAGGAUGAAUUUCCUAGUAUCAGCCGUAUCGUGCGAUAUCUGCCUGAAUUCAAUUUGAGGGAACCUUGCAAGAAAUGCCCGCCCGUGAAAAAGAGAAGAAGAGGCGAGAGAUUCCGAUACGUCAAGCGAUACGUUCUCGCGGAGGGCGCCCACCUCGCUGUUACCUGUCCAGAAUCGAGCACGGUGUCGCGAGUAAUUUGGAAGAAGGAUGCGCUCGCUCUGAAGAAGGGAGCGGGUCGGUCAUUUCGUAAAGCGGACAGAGACGUGCGAGUGAUAGUGGACACUUUCUCCACGCUCUAUUUAAUAGAUGUGUCCAAAGAUGAGCAAGGUAAUUAUACCUGUUACGUAGACAACGUGAAUAUGAUGCGUAUGAAGGUUAUUGUCAUAUCUAAGACGCGACUUCUGACGCAAGCUUUUCUCCGACACUCGGGUUACUUGGGAGUCAUAAUUGUCUUGACUUCGUUCUGCUAUUGCGCGGGUGUAGUAAUGACGUGUCGACAGAGAGAAAAAUUUCAAUCGUUGCCACAGGAUGAGCCACCACAGGACGAAGGGGAAUAAUUUUAAGGCCGAGACGUGAGAUAACCAUCGAAAUUGUACACAAUAAAUGCAGCAAAACUGUGGAAA
This is a messenger RNA of Ooceraea biroi (clonal raider ant), 1209 nucleotides long. RefSeq lists its product as uncharacterized. The record is from RefSeq and is a predicted model, not a curated record. Lineage: Eukaryota; Metazoa; Arthropoda; Insecta; Hymenoptera; Formicidae.